This is a messenger RNA of Populus trichocarpa (black cottonwood), 627 nucleotides long. RefSeq lists its product as uncharacterized. The transcript has 3 exons. NCBI's taxonomy places the organism in Eukaryota, Viridiplantae, Streptophyta, Magnoliopsida, Malpighiales, Salicaceae. The record is from RefSeq and is a predicted model, not a curated record. Bases 47 to 514 code for a protein of 155 amino acids.
AAACAUUGAGGCUGCAAGGACUAUAACAUUGGCGUUUAAAUCGUCGAUGGAGAUUCCAUUGUUUCAAUGGAGCCAGGUUUCCAAACAUCCUGAGUGGAAACCUAAUAUCGAUGCAUGGUUUAAGCGAUUUCAGAACAAAUUUGAGUGGGAUAGGGCGGACAACAAUGUUGUGAGGAGGGUAUGGGAGAAUCACGCGGCAACUAGGUUGCGUGAUUUUUGGUAUGACACCCAAAAAAAAUCAAAAAAACAUGCGAGGGAUAACGGUCUUGAAGGAUGGAAUGAGGUGGCGGUUUGGCAGGAAUUCAAACCGCCAUUCAUCUCGGGGGAAAUAUGGACGACAUAUAUUGAGCACGUGACCUCAGAGCGGUUCUCACGGCGCUCACAGUCUGGCGCCGACAACCGGAACCGGCAAAUUUAUGGUUCGGUGACCACGCACACUGGCGGAUCCGUCCCAUUCAGCGCACAUGCAAAGCGGAUGGUAAGAUUAAUUUUAUUGAAAUAUAUCGAUAAUUAAUUUGUCGUUCCUUAUAAUAUAUUUAACUUUCAACCUAUUUUUUCCUUACAGGCUGCGUCUCUUGGACGUGAACCGAGUCCAAUGGAGCUGUUUCUAGAGACGCAUGUGCGGAG